AUGGAGGGAUUUCACUCUGAUGAGUACUGGUUUUGGAUGAAGAGAAGGCAAAUUCAAGCACAAACGGAAUCAUGGGAAGAAAAAGCAUUUGCAGAAGAUGCAGCUAGGAGUAUACUGAAUGGAAGCAUAUGGCCACCAAGAUUCUAUUCAUGUAACUUUUGCAAAAGAGAGUUUAGGUCUGCACAAGCUCUUGGUGGUCACAUGAAUAUUCAUAGGAGAGAUAGAGCUAGACUCAAACAAAAUCUUAGCCCUCAAAACAACAAUGAUUUCAUCAACUCAUCAUCACUAGGUAAUCAUUGUUUUCCUGCAAAAAGAGGAUCCAUUUCGCCUCCUAGAAUGAUCUCAACUCUAUCAUCACCUUAUUCUUCUUCAAUUAUAUGGGGACAGAAGAAGAUAGGGUCUAAUAUUACAAGAGAAGACAGUUUUAAGGAUUGUGUUGAAACAAGUUUGUCUUUGGGAAUGUUUGGACAAAAAUCAUCAACUGUUGUUCUUCCAUGUGAGGAAAAAGGUAUCAUGUGUAAAAGAUUGAAGACUAAUAACAACACUUCUUCUUUGCCUUCUGUUUUCAUCAAACCAUGUUCAAAUGAUCAUCAUCAAAGGUUCUUGACUUUUCAACAACCUUCAGAAAUUGUACUUGGAGUUAACCAUGGAAUGGAAGAUUUAGAUCUUGAACUUAGGCUAGGGAAACAACAAAAAGCUAUUAAGUAG
This is a messenger RNA of Vicia faba (fava bean), 708 nucleotides long. The record is from the annotation of a GenBank genome assembly. NCBI's taxonomy places the organism in Eukaryota, Viridiplantae, Streptophyta, Magnoliopsida, Fabales, Fabaceae.